Messenger RNA from Lolium rigidum, 408 nucleotides. Its product is annotated as ethylene-responsive transcription factor ERF096-like. Gene Ontology annotation, biological process: regulation of DNA-templated transcription; ethylene-activated signaling pathway. The transcript has a single exon. Gene Ontology annotation, molecular function: DNA-binding transcription factor activity; DNA binding. The record is from RefSeq and is a predicted model, not a curated record. The coding region runs from base 1 to 408 and encodes 135 amino acids. Lineage: Eukaryota; Viridiplantae; Streptophyta; Magnoliopsida; Poales; Poaceae.
AUGGAGGGUGGAGAAGGUUCCGGCGGCGGCGAUCAGACCAAGUACCGCGGCGUGCGUCGUCGGCCCUGGGGCAAGUUCGCGGCCGAGAUCCGCGACUCGAGCCGCCACGGCGUCCGCGUCUGGCUCGGCACCUUCGACACUGCAGAGGAGGCCGCCGCGGCCUACGACCGCUCCGCCUACUCCAUGCGCGGCAGCAACGCCGUCCUCAACUUCCCUGACCAGGCGCACGUCUACGAGGCCGAGAUCAGGCGCGGCGGUUCUUCGGGAGGUGGCGGUGCCGGUGCAGGUUCGUCUUCGUCGACGGCGAGGCAGGGACAAAACAGGCAGGUGAUCGAGUUCGAGUACUUGGACGACGACGUGCUGCAGGGGAUGCUCCACGACCACGACAAAUCCAGCAAGAACAAGUAG